CUCUCCUCUCUCUCCCCCUCGCUCCUCUCGGACCGUCGCUUCCUCGUUAAGAUGGCUGACCCCGGCGGCAGCGACGGAGAGGCACCGGAGAGCGCGCGCGGCUUCGCCCGCCAGGGAGCCCUCCGCCAGAAGAACGUGCACGAGGUGAAGAACCACAAGUUCAUCGCUCGCUUCUUCAAGCAGCCGACCUUCUGCAGCCACUGCACGGACUUCAUCUGGGGCUUUGGGAAACAGGGAUUCCAGUGCCAAGUGUGCUGUUUUGUGGUCCAUAAGCGCUGUCAUGAAUUUGUCACCUUUUCCUGUCCGGGGGCCGACAAGGGACCUGCCUCCGAUGAUCCUCGUAGUAAACACAAAUUUAAGGUCCACACUUACUCCAGCCCGACCUUCUGUGACCACUGUGGCUCGCUCCUGUACGGGCUGAUACACCAGGGCAUGAAAUGUGACCACUGUAUGAUGAACAUCCACAAGAGAUGUGUGGCCAACGUCCCGAGCCUGUGUGGGACCGAUCACACCGAGAGGCGAGGACGCAUCCAGAUCUCUGCCCAGAUCGCUGACGACAUCCUCACCGUCACCAUUAAAGAGGCCAGGAACCUGGUGCCCAUGGACCCCAACGGCCUGUCAGACCCCUACGUCAAGCUCAAGCUGAUCCCAGAUCCCAAGAGUGAGAGCAAGCAGAAGACCAAGACCAUCAAAUGUUGCCUCAACCCCACCUGGAAUGAGACCUUCACUUUCAACCUCAAAGAAACCGACAAGGACCGCCGUCUAUCAGUGGAGGUCUGGGACUGGGAUUUGACCAGCAGGAACGACUUCAUGGGAUCCCUGUCCUUUGGGAUCUCAGAGCUUCAGAAACAAGGGGUAGAUGGAUGGUUUAAGAUGCUUUCUCAGGAGGAAGGAGAAUACUUUAAUGUUCCUGUCCAGCCAGAGGGAGAAGACGGUAACGAGGAGCUACGACAAAAGUUUGAGAGGGCGAGGGUGGGACCAGGGAAGCCAACAGACUCUUCCUCCUCGUCCUCGGUGUGCAAGUAUGACAGCAACGGCAAUCAGGACCGGGUCAAGCUCUCAGACUUCAACUUCAUCAUGGUUUUAGGCAAAGGCAGCUUUGGCAAGGUGAUGCUGGCUGAGAGGAAGGGCACCGAUGAGUUGUACGCUGUCAAAAUCCUGAAGAAGGAUGUGGUGAUCCAGGAUGACGACGUGGAGUGCACCAUGGUGGAGAAGAGAGUCCUCGCUCUGGCCGGAAAACCACCUUUCCUCACUCAGCUGCACUCCUGUUUCCAAACCAUGGACCGAUUGUAUUUUGUCAUGGAGUAUAUAAAUGGAGGAGACCUUAUGUACCAGAUCCAACAGGUCGGCAAGUUCAAGGAGCCUCAUGCUGUGUUCUAUGCUGCAGAGAUUGCCAUUGGACUCUUCUUCCUUCACUCCAAAGGCAUUGUGUAUCGGGAUCUGAAGCUGGACAAUGUGAUGCUGGACGCUGAAGGCCAUAUAAAGAUAGCCGACUUCGGCAUGUGCAAAGAGAACAUGUACGAUGGAACUACGACUAAAACUUUUUGUGGAACACCAGACUACAUCGCUCCAGAGAUUAUAGCUUAUCAACCUUAUGGAAAGUCGGUAGACUGGUGGGCCUUUGGAGUACUGCUCUACGAAAUGCUUGCUGGACAGCCGCCUUUUGACGGGGAAGAUGAAGAUGAGCUGUUCCAGUCGAUCAUGGAGCAUCACGUCUCUUACCCUAAAUCCAUGUCCAAAGAAGCUGUUGCCAUCUGCAAGGGGCUGAUGACCAAGCACCCAGGUAAGCGUCUGGGCUGCGGUCCAGAGGGGGAGAGAGACAUCAAGGAGCACGCCUUCUUCCGCUACAUAGACUGGGACAAACUGGAGAAUAAAGAAGUCCAGCCGCCUUUCAAACCUAAAGCUUGUGGGCGUGAUGCAGAGAACUUUGAUCGCUUUUUCACGCGCCACCCCCCCGAGCUGACCCCCCCAGAUCAGGAGCUUAUAUCCAACCUGGACCAGGAAGAAUUCCAAGGCUUCUCAUUUGUUAACCCUGAGUACCCAAACACAACUCACUGACCACGCCACAUACCACUGGGCUGCACUAGUAAUCCCCCACACCUCGGAAACAUACAUUCAAAAACAAGCAAACAAAACAAAAAUCACCACGAUGUCAUAUCCAGGCUGCAUUCGUCAGGUUGAAACGUUAACGUUCUGGGAAAUACAUUUUUGAGACGUGGAUGUGAAGAUCGAUAUCAAUCUCACGUCUGCAUGUAAAGUAAGGAGAUGGAGCCAGGAGGCGGUUAGCCUAGCUUAGCAUAAACACUGGAGGCAGGGGGAAACAGCUAGCCUGGCUCUCUCCAAAGUUAAACUCACUUGCAGGGUGCUGUGUUUACGCAAAAAAACAUGUAAAAAACAUGUUGAUGUUGUUCAACUCUCUUCAUGUGUGUAUUAAAUACAUUAGAUAAAACGUCUUAACUAGUAAACAAGUCCUGGAAUCUGCUUUUUUGAGGAGAGCUAGUCCAGCAAUUUCUCCUGCUAACAGCUUCUAGUUUUUAUGCUUAUUCAAGAUAAGAUAAUUGCCUUCUGGCUCCAGCUCUGUAUCCACAGUCAUAAGAUUGUUAUCAAUCCUCUCAUCUAACUCAAACUGACAAAUAAGCGUAUUUGCCAGAACACAAUUUCUUCUAAUAACUUUCAGGUGCAAAUGCAUACAGGUGCUCAAAUGCUAACAAUCAGGGGAAAUAAUCAGAUAUACUCACGUGUCAAGUUGCCAGUAGGAGACACUGUUUUCAGUUUACUGUGGUUUAGCACAUCAGCUCUACCGGCUGUAUUCCUAUCUUCAGUGCAGAACUGUUGCUCGCUCUUGAAUGCCUCUCGGCUGCUCACACCAGCAGGUUCAUGUCGGGGUCCGACCUCAGGGCCUGAACCCGAACCUGCUCUGCCUAUGUGUCACCCUCCCUGUGAUUGCAUAUCGACUAUGACAACCUAUCGGUAGUAUUGAUGCGUGUACUAUGAUCACAUAUUUGGUAAUAUACAUACAAUGUAAGUGAAAACUGACCAAUUGCUUUGCUAUGAUUGUUUGAGUACUAAUCAGUUUCCCAAUGUUGACUUUAUAUUGUCUAUAGGACCAAAUACUUCUACACUUUCUGUUCAAUCAGUGUUGUGGUGAGCUUAAACUUUUUGCUGAUUUAAUUUUUAACCAGUCAGAGGAUAGACGUCUUUAUACAUGCAGCCAGCAAGUGUCAGUCUGUGUCAGGUUAGUGAUUUUUGAUUGAAAUGACAUCCCUUUUCUCUGAACUCAUUAAUGAAAACAUUCACCACAUUACACUGUGUUUUAAAGACAUAUCUCUUCGCUUGUAAAGAACAUUUAUCAGGAGAAUUUCACAUCAGGCGAGUCUUGUGAAGCUGGUAGUUUGUUAGGAUGUCCAAAAAGUGCCAAAAUAGGGUUCAGAAUCAUGAGGAUGUGGAAAGAUAUUGUCCUCAAUAACUGUGAUGACGGGCAGCCAUCUUGUGCCAUUUUGCAGUACAUGUGUAAUUAUUAGAAUAUGCAUUAUAGCUUGUACCUGUUCUCCAACAAUACAAUGCCCUCGGAAAGUCAUUUCCAUGUAUAAAAUGAAUGAAGACGCGUGUUUCAUUGUGAGGCAGGUCGUGUUAUCUUUUUUUGUAACUGUGUAACGAUGCAGGGUUGUAACAAUGUGUCAAAUCUUGUUCUUUGAGCUUGUAUCAAAAAAAGGGAGGCGGCACCAUGUUGACGUCACAGAUGCACAAAGAUGCUCGCUGAUUAAGGUGGAAAAAGAGAGCGUUUAUUGUGAUGAUAGUAAUGGUGUCUAAUUAAUGGUGAGAUGAUGAGGAAAA
Anoplopoma fimbria (sablefish) is the source of this 3834-nucleotide messenger RNA. RefSeq names its product protein kinase C beta type. Gene Ontology annotation, biological process: protein phosphorylation. The transcript has 17 exons. NCBI's taxonomy places the organism in Eukaryota, Metazoa, Chordata, Actinopteri, Perciformes, Anoplopomatidae. The record is from RefSeq and is a predicted model, not a curated record. The coding region runs from base 52 to 2058 and encodes 668 amino acids. Gene Ontology annotation, molecular function: ATP binding; diacylglycerol-dependent serine/threonine kinase activity; zinc ion binding.